Messenger RNA from Aspergillus mulundensis, 1662 nucleotides. RefSeq lists its product as uncharacterized. Gene Ontology annotation, biological process: nucleolar large rRNA transcription by RNA polymerase I. NCBI's taxonomy places the organism in Eukaryota, Fungi, Ascomycota, Eurotiomycetes, Eurotiales, Aspergillaceae. The record is from RefSeq and is a predicted model, not a curated record. Bases 1 to 1662 code for a protein of 553 amino acids. The transcript has a single exon. Gene Ontology annotation, molecular function: TBP-class protein binding; RNA polymerase I core promoter sequence-specific DNA binding. Gene Ontology annotation, cellular component: RNA polymerase I core factor complex.
AUGGGGGUCGGGGACUAUGUGCACUCCAAAGAGAAUCGCCAGCACCAGCCUCGAGCAAUUGAUCCGCCGAACCAAACGAGGCAGGCUCUCGCUGAACAAGCUCGUGUUGAGGUUCCCCCAACAACUCUGGUUGCACCGGUACCUAUCCCAGGCAACCGGCAAGCGCCAAUAGAUCGAUAUGGCACGCCGUUUCGAGAUCCGGCAGCCGAACGGCCUGUUCUCAGAGAUGCCUUUGACACUGAUGUAGAGGGGAUCGACGAGUCGACUAUUGCCGCGACAAGCGUGAUUGGUAUGGAUGAAGUCCAUUACAGAUUACCACCUGCUGCGCAGGUGAAUGCAAAUGCAACUGCAAACGGGCAUAUGAGCCCUCAAUAUGAACCACAACAUCAUUCACCACAGUUGCAACCACAGCAACAGCCGUUGCCAUCUCCUACACGCCAGCUCCGCACGGGCCGUCGUGCUAAUGAAUCAAAGUGGUACGAAGGUCUAGGCGAUAGAGCGUUAAAGUCAGCGGGGUUCGACUCGGACGACCUAGAAGCCGCGAGCCAACAUACUUCUACAGCUGGUGAUGACGAGCAAUCUAACGAGACCGACGACCAGCGCUUUGUGUCUAGGUACCGCGCAGCAGAAGAGCCACUUAGCAGACGACUCCAGAACUUCUGGACCGCUAGUCGGCGGACGACCUAUCAACCUGAUACCGUAGAAUAUACAGAGCCAACAAAGACGCAAUCUUUCAUUCCAGUCGCUUCCACCACCAAACCUCUCCCUGCCAAUAGCAGGAAAGUCACGCUCACACGAAGCAUGACAACAACCCCUAGGACUAGAUUCAGUCCGCCAAAACCGUCUCUCCUCGACCAGCUAGACUUGACCCCCACGCGGCGCAGUCCCGGUAUUACAAGGACACACUCCAGAAAGGAGAGAGAGCGCGAAAGAGAGAAAGAGGCCAGCAGAACAGCCGACGACACCAUCAGAGGCACAGACCAAGGCCUCGGCCUAUUCACCGACACCAACCAGGCCCGCGCCGGCGCAGACGAUAGCUUCCAGUCGCUAAACGCCUUCGACAUGACAAACUUCGACGAUCUUGAAAACGACUCCUCCAUGAACGACCCCUUCUCGCGCCGCGCUUCAAUAAGAUGGGUUGGACCACCAGAAGCAGAUACGCCACCAACCCACACCCCGACACACGUCAGCACAAUGGCAAACCCCAAGCCGUCUCUAAAGAAACGCCAUCUCGAACCCGACUACCCGCCCGAAAUCCUCAGCACCAAAUCCUUCACAGACCUUCAAGCCGAACCCUUCGACCGCACGCCCAACCCCAAAGCAGCGGCAGAAGCCCAGCCCCAACGACCUCCCGAAAAGGGCAAAGACGAGGACAAAAUCUCCUUCCUCCUCCGGCUCUCCGAGCAAGAGCGCGGGGAGUACUUUAGCAAACUCUCCAUGGACGAAUGGGAGGGGUGCGGCGACCUACUGAUUGAGGAGUUUAGCAAGUUGAUGACGAAGAUGAAGGACCUGCGGCAUGCGCGGCGCAAGACGGCUGCUGUGUUUGAGGCUGAGGUCAAGAGACGGCAUGAUGUGGUUGAGGAGCAGUCGGGCGAGAUCUCGAGCAAGUUUGAGGAGAUGAGGGCUGGCGGCACGGAGGUUCUCCGUGGGCGUUCGCCUUGA